AUGCCGCCGAGACAGACAGCUGCUUCGUCGAUAAGUGACCAUGUUGAAAAGCCCCUACAGAGUUCCACUGCCAGUGACCCGUCUGCGUCUGCCGGUGCUGUGAUCGAGCGCAAGAUCACAGGUGUUGCGUGGUUUGUUGUCAACGUUGCCCUGCUGUCGGCGACUUUUCUUUAUGCCUUCGACAAUACCGUGACAGCAACGGCGCGGCCUGCCAUUGUCGACACAUUUGGCAACCGCAUAGACAUGCUACCAUGGGUUUCAGUGGCAUACCCAAUGGGUGAAAUUGGCACCAAUCCUAUCUGGGCGAAGCUCAACAAGUUCCUCAACGGCAAAUUUGUCUUUCUUGCAGCCCUGUUUAUCUUCGAAGUAGGAUCUGCGGUUAUUGGCUCAGCGUCGUCCAUUGGCGCUGUCGUCGGGGGUCGCGCUCUGGCUGGCUCCGGCGGCUAUGGCAUCUAUGUCGGCACCAUUAGCAUGAUCACCGGGAUGACGACUGCCAAAGAACAAAACCACCUGGGAACCAUUCUUGGUCCCAUUAUCGGAUCUGCCUUCGCCGAUUCGCCUGCAACAUGGAGAUGGGCUUUUUAUAUCAACAUCUGCGUUGCCGCUGUUGCCGCCCCCGCGUGUAUCUGGAUCAUGCCUUCGGCGCCACCCAGCGUGUCAUUGGGGCUCAUGAACGUGAUUAAGGCAUUUGACCAUGUAAGUGCUGUGCUAUUUCUUGGCUCUGCCGUGUCGACAGUCAUGCUUCUGGGCUUUGGCGGCGUCGUGUACAGCUGGGAUAGCGGUCAGAUGAUCGGACUUUACGUUGCUACUGCUGUGCUAUGGAUCCUGUUUGCUCUGCAGCAGGAAUUCCACCUUUUCACAUCGGAUCGCAUUUUUCCCGUGCAGUUCUUCAAGGAUCCAUUAGUGGUUGGCUUGUGGAUCUGGACAAUUGUCGCAAUGUCUGACAUCGUUGUCACCAUCUACACGCUUCCGCUGUUUUUCCAUCUAUACGCUGCCAUUGUAGCAUCUGUUGUGGUCAGUGCAGGCAUCAGCGGGGGACUUUUGCCCAAGUUCCCAUGGUACAAGUGCUGGUUCAUCUGGGCCAGUGUCCUGCUCCUUGUAAGCAACGGCCUGCUGUCCAGCAUUCACACAAACACCUCCAGGGCUACUAUUUGUGGAUACACCAUUAUGGAGGGGUUUGGGGUCGGGCCAGUCAUUCAGCUUGGCUAUACCGUGGGCCAGUUGAAGCGUCCGCAGGCGACAAGAAGGGACGUUACGGCGUUCUUCUCUUGUGCGCAGAUGGGUGGUCUAGCCUUGUCACUGGGCAUCGCUACCUCUGUUCUUAUCAACCAUGCUACGGAGGAGAUAUCGCACAGUGAAACUAGGGACCAUUUUACACGGCGUAGCGUAAUGUUACCUAGACGAACCUAGUCAUUACUAGCUGGGGGCGCUAUAUAUCCAGCCCCGCAACCCUAGAGCCACAUCUGAGACGCCCGCCUGUUGCUGGCCGCA
Aspergillus vadensis CBS 113365 is the source of this 1491-nucleotide messenger RNA. Its product is annotated as MFS general substrate transporter. Gene Ontology annotation, biological process: transmembrane transport. The transcript has 4 exons. Lineage: Eukaryota; Fungi; Ascomycota; Eurotiomycetes; Eurotiales; Aspergillaceae. The coding region runs from base 1 to 1410 and encodes 469 amino acids. Gene Ontology annotation, molecular function: transmembrane transporter activity. The record is from RefSeq and is a predicted model, not a curated record.